UAGUAUCCCGCCUGCAGCCUCCCGGUACUACGCGCGCGCGCGCGCGCGCAUGCAUACACGUCGUGCUUUCUCACGGGGAAACAUGAUCCUUCGUACGUGGCGGCACGCGCCGCGAAUGCCGCGAUCCGCGAACGGCGUGAAGGUUGCCACCAAGACGAUGACGCUGCUGCGCGUCGAGACGCGCCGAUCUUCACGUGACUCGCGCCCGCGAGAAGCGUCGCGCGAGAGGUUCUCGCGGCCGGCGAUCCGCACACGCUGAUUACGCGCCUUCGAUCAACGUGGGGUCGCGAGGGCGCGUGAGUUACUCUCGUGGAUGAACGUUCACGGCGAAACGGUGUGCUUUUCGGCGGAUUCAUGAUGCAAUACCGAUCGGAACACUCGUAAGACGUAGGACCUAAGGUGGGCGCAGUGGCGCGGGAACCCAGGGAGCAUUCGCCAAUGAAAUCGGAAGAAAUAAGUUGCUUGAGCUGCAUAUGAUAUUUUAAAAAUGCAAAAUAUUGUGAAGAAAGUGCGUCGGACAGUGCUCUCUACGAGAGUUUGCACAUUGAAUUUGUGUCAUUUUUAUUUAAGUGAUAUCGCCGAACGUGUGUGCACGUGAAGCGACGGCAAAAACCGCAACGUUGAUACGGCGAGAAGUCACUUGCAAAAAAUGUUGAAUCUCAGUGCGAUCAGUGUCGACAUCGUAUUAUUCAUCGCCUCGGCGAGGGAUGAGGGAGACAGUGAAGUAUUGAUGUAGCAAAAGUUGCUCUGUAUUUCCAUCGCGUUCGCUCUCGGCUUCUCCGUACCUCCGUACCUUCGGUGGCGCGAGAAAGGGUGGCGGAGGAGGUCGUGGAUUGUUUUGGAGCCGGUACGAACGUAAAUUUCACGAGGCGAGCGUACUCCGCGCCAAUGGGCGCGCGUAUUCGCGCGCGGCCGCCGCUGGCGUCGCGUCGGUUCGAUCGCCGCGCGAGCGAGCGGUGAAUCGCCGUCGUUGUCAAAGGGUAGGAGGUGGUGGUGAGCCGCUGAGCGUACCGGCAAGCAUCAAGUAGCGAGUAACCGAACAGCAGUUCGGCAAUUGCGGCCCGGCACGUAAGUCGCGCACGUGUAUCCAUCGUCUGAGACGCUCCUUGCCACGUGGUGAUACGCGCGCGCGUUCUCUCUCUCUCUCUUUCUCUUUUUUUGUCCUUGUUCCGCUAUCGCUUAUCUUCCUUGGCUUCCGCUUUCCCUCCGCCUUGUCCACGUGUGUCACCACGUUUUACGCACUCGUGGUAAUGCCCACGCGGCACGCCGCCGCGGCAACCGUUGCCCGAGCUGCACUCCGAGUCGUCGCGUGGAAACGCGCGCACGUGCUCCGAUUUCGAAAAGCGCUUUGAUUCCGUGACGCGCGCGCGAAAGAUGCCGGACAAGGUAGCGCCGGCGGAAAAGCCGGUCCUGCGACCCGACGCGACUCAACCGCCAGCCGUAGGAGCCAACGCCAACGUCAACGACGAGGGCGUCAAGCUGAAAAAGGAGCUAGGUCUAUGGGACGGCGUAGCGAUCAUCGUCGGCAUCAUCGUCGGCGCCGGUAUCUUCGUGUCGCCCAAAGGCGUACUUAGAAACAGCGGCAGCGUCGGCCAGGCCCUCAUCGUAUGGAUCUUCUCCGGGAUCCUGUCGCUCAUCGGAGCCUUAUGUUACGCCGAGCUCGGUACGAUGAUCCCUAAAUCUGGCGGCGAUUACGCGUACAUCAGCGAUGCCUUCGGACCUUUACCGGCGUUCCUCUACCUCUGGGUGGCCUUGUUCAUCCUGGUGCCAACGGGGAACGCGAUCACGGCACUCACGUUCGCACAAUAUAUACUGCAGCCCGUAUGGCCCGGAUGCGAGCCACCGUAUGUAGCAGUGCGACUACUUGCUGCCGUGAUUACGUGUUUGUUGACUGUCAUUAAUUGCUACAAUGUCAAAUGGGCGACGAGAGUGCAGGACAUAUUCACCGGCACCAAGAUCUUCGCCCUGUUAAUCAUCAUGGUGGCUGGUUUAUGGUGGCUCUGCAUGGGCCACACAGAGAACUUCCAGCAUCCGAUGGCUGGCACCAAUACCCAACCCGGUUACAUAGCUCUGGCAAUUUAUUCCGGAUUGUUCUCCUACUCGGGCUGGAAUUAUCUCAACUUUGUGACGGAGGAACUCCAAGAUCCUUACAAGAAUCUUCCGAAGGCGAUUUGUAUAUCACUGCCGCUGGUGACAGUGAUUUAUGUUUUUGCGAACAUCGCUUAUUUUGUCGUACUCACGCAGGAUGAAAUACUCGCAUCGAAUGCCGUCGCUGUUACCUUUGGCGAUAAACUGCUGGGCGUUAUGUCGUGGAUCAUGCCGUUCUUCGUGGCAUGCUCGACUUUCGGAGCGUUGAACGGUGCGAUCUUCGCAUCGUCCAGGUUGUUCUUUGUCGGUGCUCGAAACGGACACCUCCCCACUGCCAUUGCCCUCAUUAACGUCCGCAACUUGACGCCAAUGCCAUCCCUCAUUUUUCUUUGCAUUAUCACCCUGGUGCUCCUCAUCAUAGAGGAUGUCUACGUACUAAUAAAUUAUGUCAGCUUCGUUGAGGCUCUAUUUACUACACUCUCCGUGUCUGGUCUGUUGUGGCUACGUUACAAAAAGCCCGAUCUCCAUCGUCCGAUAAAGGUUUCUAUAAUUUUGCCAAUCAUCUUCUUCAUAAUUUGUGCAUUCUUGGUCACUUUCCCAUGCUAUGUCUCACCGUGGGAAGUAGGCAUAGGCAUAAUCAUAAUCCUAUCUGGCAUUCCCAUGUACUGUAUCUUCAUCGAUUGGAAAGCAAAGCCUGUCUGGCUCAUCAAUGCAUCUCAUAAUUUCAACUUAAUGUGCGCAAAACUAUUCAUGUGCGUGGAAGAAGACAAGACAACGUGAGUAUGCAAAGCUCGCAGUAAUCAUUGUGAAAAAUUUCAAAUCUGUGGCAUCCGAAUUUAAGAGUGCAUUUCGCACGCGUCGUACUUUCUCUUAGGUAGGUAAAAUACAUUGUGAAUAUAUAAAUACAAUGUCGAUCAUAGUCGUCUACCAAACGGCCACAUGAUUGCACAAGUAUUAACGAUAAUAAGUAAACGAGUGACACUAUACUGUCGUUGAUAGACUCAAUUUUUAUAUUCGACAUAUACAUAUAUAUAUUAUUACGGAAAUACUUUUUAUACAUAUAUAUUUUCGUGAUAUUUAUCGUUUAAUAAAUAAUAAGUGCCUGUACGUCCCAUUAAUUGCUAUAGUCUAUUAACAUGUAAAUUGCAUUCAAGUGCCAAUUCUUGAUACUGCCCGGCGUAUUCAAAAUAUAUUUUUUAAAGAGCUAUUUAAGAUAAAUAUUUAAUGAUUACAUAAUUUGUACACGCACUUGCCACAUUUUUAUUGGCCAUGUCGGAUUACACAGGCAUAAUAUAAAAUAAUAUAACUAUAUUUAUUAAGGCAUAAUGUAAAAGAAUCCAGCAAGGUUAUUAAAUUAUAUCAAAAAAACUGGUAUAAUUUCGAUGAGUCCAAUUUUUUAAGUACUUUAUGUCAAUUAGCAUUUAGACACAGAAUUAUUUACGAGAACUGUCAUCAUUGUAUUUAAUCAUUCAAAUUCAGCGAAAUUAUACUGUUUUUGAGUCUCGAAUUGUAUAUAUAUAACGAAAUAAUGUAAAGUCUGUACACAUUGCACGUAGUUAGAAUUAAAAAUUUACAAAGACUAUAUAAAGAAUUAUGUUUUGAUCAUGAAUUAUACGUACAAUAUUAUCUAAUUUUGAUAAUUAAUCUCAGACAAUUAAUUAGUUUGAAUUUCAUUUUUUAAUGGAAAAAGAAAUUCUAAAGAAGUGUAGAUCUUUUCUUACUUUUAAUUAUUUAAAAAAUAUAUGUAUAUAUAUAUAUACACACAACUUCUGUUUUAAAGUAAUCGUCUGUACAAUUUUUAUUGAUCAAUAACACGUUCACAGUUCACUGAUCUUGAAAAUUAAAUAUUGCGAGCAAAAUGGCAUAUUUAAAACAAAAACUAGAAUGUUUAUUUAAUUAAAAAACUGUAUCGCUUCUCGAAAUGUAUAAAUGGUAUUCUCAUUUUUGAAUAUUGAAUGCAUCGAGUAUCAUUGCCUAAGUGAUAUUUGUAUUUUAAUCAGAUAACUGCUCAAGUAUCGAUAGGGAAUCAUGGGAAUCAUCUGUGAAACAAACUGUAUUCUAGAAUGACUGAUCAUGUGCCUUAUACGUGAGCAAUUAGAUUACAUAUUCUGUAAGACAGAAUAGAAUAUUUUGUACAGAAAUUAAGUUGUACUAAUGGCAUUAAUAAGAACACGAUUAACAGAUACGUAUGUAUGUACUAUAUGUCUAAAGGAAUUUAUAGAGGCAAAUAACACAAAAAGUCUUUGAAUAGCAACUUUAUUCCAACAGAUUUGAUAAAACGGCGUUGUAAAUCGCUUUUAAAUAUAACUUGCAAUUAAUUUACAAGAUGUUAACGAAGAUAGGAAAGAUUAGCACUCAUUUGUGCUGUACAUUUGUAUUUGUUAUUCCUAAAUUUCUAAACGUAGAAUGUGUGAUGUGUGGUGGAAAAAAGAUACAGUAUAUAUAUAUAUAUGCCUGCCGUCAAACUACUAUUACUACGGCAAAUAGGCCAAAAGUACUGUUAAUAUGCGCCGGAAUAAGACUAAUAACUCAUUUCUCAUGUAUUUGUAAAUAUUUUAUUUAUAUUUAACUUUUUCUCAUCUGCGUGCAACUUUACCUUUGAAAAUCUUGUACAGAUAUUACUUUUCGGCGUCAUAUUAAAGUCAAUCAUUUAAAUAAUUAACUGGGUCUCUUAUUAAUCUAAAUACGCUUCAUGAUACGUUCAUUCUUGAUGAACUGCAGCGUCUACAGUCGCGCGAACCUUCGCGAUUAAAUAUCAAUCUGAAGUUUUGCAAAGUUUUGCAAAGACGUUAAUACUUCGAAUUUGGUGUAUUUAUUUGGCACAUACAAAUAUAUGUCCAACAUACCGAUUGUAUGUACAAAACUUCUGCAAAUAGUUGAUCGAAAAACAUAGAAAAUUGUUUAUAUAUAAUAGAUAUUAUGUUAUUGGGUCUAGAAAAAGAAAUAAAUUAUUGUAGAAGCUCAUAAUCAAGAUUUCUAUUUCCGCGGAAAAAUUUGAACGCAGAUAUUUUUCCUUAAAAAAUUUGUAAACUAAAACUUUACAAAGCGAGAAAUGAGCCAUUCUAUCUAGUCAUAUUUUCGUUGUUUAUAUUUACAUAUUUCAUCGGUUUUACGAUUAUUUAACAGUAACAGUUCAGUACGCAUAUUAUUGAGCAACUUCUUUUCUUUAUUUAUUGAAAUUAAUAUGAAACAGAAUAUUUUGUUAUGAGCUUCCAAUGUUCAACAGAUAAAUCUUGUAAACUUUUGCCGUUUAAAAAAACGUGAAUAAAAAUAACAAUUGUAA
This is a messenger RNA of Solenopsis invicta (red fire ant), 5371 nucleotides long. RefSeq names its product Y+L amino acid transporter 2 (gene mnd). The coding region runs from base 1375 to 2868 and encodes 497 amino acids. Gene Ontology annotation, molecular function: L-amino acid transmembrane transporter activity. The record is from RefSeq and is a predicted model, not a curated record. Gene Ontology annotation, biological process: amino acid transmembrane transport. Lineage: Eukaryota; Metazoa; Arthropoda; Insecta; Hymenoptera; Formicidae. The transcript is spliced from 9 exons. Gene Ontology annotation, cellular component: membrane.